UUAAAUGGAAACUCUGAGUCCCACCCACAGCAGUCAAGUACAGACAGAACUGAAGCUGCUUAAUAGAGAGCUACGUCCUCCAGGAAGAGACUGCAAGCAGACUAAAAUAAAAACACAUAUUAUUUGGUCAUCUUUGGCAGACCUUUGAUUGACAGUCCACUUUUAUUCCUAAAGCCAUGAGCUACCCUGGAUACCCCCCUCAGGCCGGCGGUUACCCACCACAGCCUGGGGCUUACCCUUCACAACCUGGUGCUUACCCACCUCAGCCUGGAGCUUACCCACCCCAAGCUGGAGGCUACCCACCGCAGGCUGGUGGUUACCCUCCUCAACAGCCUGGUGGUUACCCUCCUCAACAACCUGGUGGUUACCCUCCUCAGCAGCCGGGUGGCUAUCCUCCUCAGCAGCCUGGUGGCUACCCUCCGCAGGCUGGAGGCUACCCACCACAAGCUGGAGGCUACCCACAGGCCCCCCCUCAAGGCAGCUGGGGCGGGGGCCCUGCUGGUGGAUACCCCUCCAUUGGUCUUGGCAACUUAUCCAACCCUGGAUACAACCCUGGCAUGGCCCACCAGACCCCUAUAAGCAUGGGGGGUUUUACUCCAAACCCAUCCAUGUACGCCCAAGCCCCCGGGGGGUACCCACCUGCUGCUCAGCCCAGCGGGUAUGGUGCCCCCGCCCCUAACCAACAGUCAUAUGGCCUGUACCCACAGCCAGGAGGAGGCAUGCAACACCCCCAAAGCCAAGGGAUGGGCUACCCUGGUCAGCCUGGUCAGCCUGGCCAGCCUGGCCAGCCUGGCCAGCCAAUGCCCGGGUACCCUGGUGCACCCCAACCCAACCAACCCAUGCCAGGGUAUGGAGGAGCACCAGCACCUUCACCAGGUUACCCAAAGGCCCCUUCACCAAAUCCAUCCAUGCCAGCUUACGGAGGAGGAGGAGGAGGAGUCAUGCCAAUAGCUCCACCUAUCAAUAGAGGAUUCAGGGGAACAAUCAAGGAUUUCCCUGGAGCUGACCCACUCAGAGACUCAGAGGUGCUGAGGAAGGCCAUGAAGGGCUUUGGUACUGAUGAGCAAGCCAUCAUCGAAUUACUGGGGAAUCGCUCCAACAGGCAACGUGUGCCUUUGCUCCGAUCCUACAAAACUGCCUAUGGCAAGGAUCUGGUCAAGGACCUGCAUUCAGAGCUGUCUGGAGACUUUAGGAAGCUGGUCAUGAUCACGCUGAAGACCCCUGCUGAGUUGGAUGCUUCUGAGCUCCACAGUGCCAUCAAGGGAGCCGGAACCGAUGAAGCCUGUCUGAUAGAGAUCUUGUCUUCUCGCUCCAACGCUGAAAUUAAGGAGAUAAACCGCAUUUACAAACAAGAAAACAAGAAGACACUGGAGGAUUCCAUCAGUGGGGAUACUUCCGGACACUUCCGCAGGCUCCUGAUCUCCCUUGCUCAGGGUAAUCGUGACGAACGUGAGCAUGUCGACAUCUCUCUGGCUAAACAAGAUGCUCAGUCUCUGUAUGCUGCUGGAGAAAACAAGCUGGGAACAGAUGAGUCCAAGUUUAAUGCCAUCUUGUGUGCAAGGAGCAAACCUCAUCUCAGAGCAGUGUUUAUGGAGUACCAGAAGAUGUGUGGCAGAGAUAUAGAGAAGAGCAUCGAAAGGGAGAUGUCCGGAGACCUUGAGAGUGGCAUGUUGGCAGUGGUGAAGUGUAUUAAGCACACACCUGCCUACUUCGCUGAGAGACUUUACAAGGCCAUGAAGGGAGCUGGGACCAAAGACACAACCCUGAUCCGGAUCAUGGUUACCCGUUCUGAGGUCGACAUGUUGGAUAUCCGUCAGGAGUACGUGAAAAACUACGGCAAGUCGCUGUACACGCACAUCUCUGGAGACACAUCAGGAGACUACAAGAAGCUCCUACUGAAGUUCUGCGGCGGCAGUGACUGAAAAGGAAACAGUGACUACUACAUUAUAGAAAUGCUCUAUAAAUAUCAGUUUCUUGCCUUAUCUAUAUGCACAUGCCGCAAACCUGCAUGCCAUGCCAGUACUCUCAAUGCAAUGUUUACUUUUUUUCAAGAGCCACAUAUAUAUAUAUUGCUACAUAUUGUUUUUUUCUAUAUACAGUAUGCCAAAAAGGUCUUUAUAUAUUUUUUCACUUGUGAUAUCUUUGCUGGAUAUUUGUGUUGAAUAUGCAUGGCCAUACGAUAGAAUUGAAAGAGAUUAAAUUAGAUUUUUUUCAGAGCUAUAUAUUUUUAAGAUAUUUUAUAUCAAUUUGCCAAUAUGAUCAGAUAACUAAAUCUGACACGUUUAUCAGCUAAUUGUCAGGCUUCAGCAAUGCUGAAUUAGUUACCAGACAUAGAAUAUAUUGCAGCUAAGUGCCAAAGUUGUCUGUCAAUGUUUGCAAUUAUGUUGUCCCUUCUAUAUUUGUUAUUUUCUUUGUUAAUCACAAUUGGCUUUAUAUGCAAAUAUGUCAUGUGUAUGGUUUAUCUUUUUUUAAGCAUGUAAAACUUAAGCUUUGCAUUUCAUCAGUUGUUGGUGAUUUUAUGUUCAUGAAUCUCAGAAAAUAAAUGUUGAGAACCUGCGCCGAAAGGGUUUGAGGUUCAUCCAUCACAUGAACUUCA
Messenger RNA from Notothenia coriiceps (black rockcod), 2596 nucleotides. Its product is annotated as annexin A11-like. Gene Ontology annotation, biological process: phagocytosis; cytokinetic process. Gene Ontology annotation, cellular component: vesicle membrane; nucleus; cytoplasm. Gene Ontology annotation, molecular function: calcium ion binding; phosphatidylserine binding; calcium-dependent phospholipid binding. The record is from RefSeq and is a predicted model, not a curated record. Bases 177 to 1922 code for a protein of 581 amino acids. The transcript is spliced from 15 exons. Lineage: Eukaryota; Metazoa; Chordata; Actinopteri; Perciformes; Nototheniidae.